CUCUUAACACAUUCACUCGCAUCAUGUAUAAGUUUCCAACGCACCCAGAUGCUUCUCCUAGCACUCCAAAUUUGCCCCCGCACAUUGAAAGUGAACUUUAUAAACGUCGUGCACGUUCUAAGGACAGUUUGAAUUUAAGUGAUGAUACUUAUUCCACAUAUUUCGAUUAUGACACAAUUUCUCAAGACAUAGAAUAUCAUUCGCAAAACGGGAGUGGUUUACUAAUAAUUGCUAAUCCAAGAAAUAGUCAAAAUACUGCUAGUUCCAAUCAAUCCAAUAAUGAGGUUAAAAAAUUACAAAUUGGAAUCGCCAGAGGGAUGUCUUUGGAUAACAUGGUUUGUUCAAGAUGUGGGGAUGGUUUUGAACCACAAGAAAAAAUUGUGAAUUCAACUGGAGAAUUGUGGCAUCAACAAUGUUUUGUUUGUGCCCAAUGUUUUCAAGAGUUUAAAGAUGGUAUUUUUUACGAAUUUGAAGGUCGUAAAUAUUGCGAACACGAUUUUCAAGUUUUAUUUGCGCCAUGUUGUGGAAAAUGUGGCGAAUUCAUCAUUGGACGUGUUAUUAAAGCGAUGAAUGCUAAUUGGCAUGUAAAAUGUUUCCUUUGUCACAUGUGCAAAAAGGAACUUGCUGAUACCGGUUUUAUACGAAAUGCAGGUCAAGCUCUUUGUCAUGAAUGCAAUGCAAAAGUUAAAGCUGAUAAACUUGGAAAAUAUGUUUGUCAUAAAUGCCAUGGGAUUAUUGAUGAUCAACCUUUAAAAUUCCGUGGGGAAGUUUACCACCCUUACCAUUUUAAUUGCACAAAUUGUGGAAUUGAGCUCGAUUCAAACGCAAGAGAAGUUCGGGGCAGACCUGGUUACACAGCAAAUGAAAUGAACGAAUUAUAUUGUUUGAGAUGUCACGAUAAGAUGGGAAUUCCAAUUUGUGGGGCAUGUAGACGUCCCAUCGAAGAAAGAGUCGUUACGGCUUUAGGAAAACAUUGGCAUGUUGAACAUUUCGUUUGUGCUAAAUGUGAAAAACCUUUCUUUGGUCAUCGCCAUUAUGAGAAAAAAGGUUUGGCAUAUUGCGAAACUCAUUAUCAUCAACUUUUUGGGAAUUUGUGUUUCGUUUGUAAUCAAGUUAUAGCUGGAGAUGUUUUUACGGCUUUAAAUAAAGCUUGGUGUGUUCAUCAUUUCGCUUGUUCAGUAUGCGACCAAAAAAUGAAUCAAAAAACGAAGUUCUUUGAGUACGAUCUGAAGCCUGUUUGUAAGAAAUGUUACGAUAAGUUCCCUUCAGAGUUAAAGAAGAGGUUAAGAAAACAACAUAAUGCUACACCACAAAGAAACGAACAGAAUUAAUUUAACUGUUAAUUUGUAAACUUUUUUUUUAAUUAAUUUUAUUAAUUUUUAAUGUAAAAUGUAUUAACGUUCGCUUCUUCAUAAAAUUUUAGUAAGAAUAUUUUUGCAGUGCCUUAACGUAUUCAAUUAGAAAUUGGUGCUAAUUUUAAUCAAUGUAAUUUUUUAACACUUUUAAUAAACAAAUUAUUGAAAAUA
Onthophagus taurus is the source of this 1526-nucleotide messenger RNA. It is a transcript of the gene stck, whose product is annotated as LIM zinc finger domain containing stck. The record is from RefSeq and is a predicted model, not a curated record. Gene Ontology annotation, biological process: positive regulation of substrate adhesion-dependent cell spreading; cell-cell junction organization; cell-cell adhesion. Gene Ontology annotation, cellular component: cytoplasm; cell-cell junction; focal adhesion. NCBI's taxonomy places the organism in Eukaryota, Metazoa, Arthropoda, Insecta, Coleoptera, Scarabaeidae.